UAGGCCUUUGUUUAUUCCGGAUGGGGUGAUGGCGGCGCCCGUCAUGUCGUCUGCUCCUGGCGCCACCCUCCUCUUGCGACGCCUUCGGGGCCUCCUGCAGCAGCAAGCCACAGCAGGAGGAGCCUGUAGGAGGCUGCAUGUGGUGACAGGAGCCCGUGGGAGGCUACAGGUGGUGACGGGAGCCUCCCUGAGUUGUGUACGGGAGGCCGAGGUUGAGCUCCUGCGCCAUCCUGGUGGCCUCAGUCAUGGCCCCGCGGGUCUCGCACACACCUGGCUUGCUGCUCCUCUCAGAGACACCUGGUAUGGCACACCUGGCAGGUAUACCUGGUAUGGUGCACCGGGCAGAUAUACCUGGUAUGGUGUACCUGUUAGGGCGCUGUGGACCUCUGGGGUUACUUUCAAGGCCGUCGACACCUCUCAGCCUUCUAAGAGUGUGACAUCAUGGAAUGUGGUCAAGAAGAAAAAGAACAUGCGAGAGGCAGGACAGGACCUUCUCGAGGAUUUCAAAGAGAAGAAGGCUAAAGUCAGAGAAAAAAUGGAUAAAAUCAUUGAGCGUGAAAACAUCUGGACAGUGCCAAACCUGCUGUGUGUUGGUCGUAUUGCCCUCUCCCCUCUUCUCGUCCACUUGGUUAUUUCCGCCAACUACAGCUGGGCUCUUGGCCUCUUUAUGUUUGCUGGCGUCACCGACCUGCUUGACGGUUGGAUCGCACGAACUUUCCCCGGACAAGCCUCUAAUCUGGGAAGCUUUCUUGACCCUUUGGCAGACAAAGUUUUGGUAGCUCUGUUGUUCCUCUCUCUUACUUAUGUUGGAGCCAUCCCACUACCGUUGACGGGGCUCAUUAUCUAUCGUGAUGUUCUAAUUAUUGGAGGAGCUUCAUAUGUACGCUACAAGAGUCUUCCCCCUCCACGAACGCUCACCCGCUACUUUGACGCCACACAUGCUACAGCCAGGCUGGCGCCCACCACGUUGAGUAAGUUCAACACUGCCGUGCAGCUGGGUCUCAUCACCGCCUCGCUCGCAGCGCCAGUCUUUUGCUUCUCCGACCAUUAUCUCCUCAAAUAUGUUUGGUGGCUGACAGCUGCAACAACUCUAAGCUCUGGCAUCAGUUACAUAUUCUCAAGAGACACUUACAAAAUCUUGGGUAAUAUGAGCGAGACGUCCGAGAAAUAAGUGUGUUAGUAGUGAAUACUGAUGCUACAACACUGUGUUCAUCGCUCCUUUCAUCAUAAUUGUAUACAUAUUUUCAUAUUUACAUCACGUUAUAUGUGGUUUGUAAACAUACUGUAUUUUUGUUAGUCAAAACUAUAAAAAACAUCAUAUACCAUGUUUAA
This is a messenger RNA of Procambarus clarkii (red swamp crayfish), 1332 nucleotides long. RefSeq names its product cardiolipin synthase (gene CLS). The record is from RefSeq and is a predicted model, not a curated record. Lineage: Eukaryota; Metazoa; Arthropoda; Malacostraca; Decapoda; Cambaridae. Gene Ontology annotation, biological process: cardiolipin biosynthetic process. Gene Ontology annotation, molecular function: cardiolipin synthase (CMP-forming) activity. Gene Ontology annotation, cellular component: membrane; mitochondrion.